AUGCAGCCCACUCACCCCAUCCGCCUUGGCCUCGCCUUGAAUUUCUCAGUGUUCUACUACGAGAUUUUGAAUGCCCCUGAUAAGGCCUGUCAGUUGGCUAAACAGGCAUUUGAUGAUGCCAUCGCUGAGCUCGAUACCUUGAAUGAGGAUUCAUACAAGGACUCAACGCUCAUAAUGCAGCUGCUGAGGGAUAACCUCACAUUGUGGACCUCUGAUGCUGCCGCAGAUGAUCAAGAUGCAGGAGAGCAAGGCGAGGGAGCGAAUUGA
This is a messenger RNA of Cooperia oncophora, 267 nucleotides long. Lineage: Eukaryota; Metazoa; Nematoda; Chromadorea; Rhabditida; Trichostrongylidae. The record is from the annotation of a GenBank genome assembly.